Amorphotheca resinae ATCC 22711 is the source of this 1167-nucleotide messenger RNA. RefSeq lists its product as hypothetical. The record is from RefSeq and is a predicted model, not a curated record. The coding region runs from base 1 to 1167 and encodes 388 amino acids. NCBI's taxonomy places the organism in Eukaryota, Fungi, Ascomycota, Leotiomycetes, Helotiales, Amorphothecaceae. The transcript has a single exon.
AUGGCUCACCAACCUCACCGGAGAAAUUCCCUUGGAGGGUUCUCUGAAAGUUUCAACGUGUCCUGCAGUCAACCAACCUCACCAGAGAAAUUUAGGAGUCUCCUCAACAUCAUAAAGAAUAGCGUCAUUAAUGCUGGCUUUCCAAACUGGAGAACCCUCCGUGGACUUUCAAAGGACGAUGUCGAAGAAUGUUUCUUUGAAUUGAAUGCAAGUGAAAACUACAGAUCCUACGCUGCAGAGCAAGAAGAUGUGAACAUUUUAUUUCGGAGAAGCUCAUCAAUCAUCCAGGAGAUCCGGGAAGUGCUUGGAACUGAGGAUAGAGAAACGCUGGUGGAUUUUUAUAUCGACUUCAUGGCUGAUAAAAUGGUUCACAUGAUCUUUGGGUCUAAUAUGCAGGAAAAAGCUGGAAUGGGACUCGAAGAAACCAUCAAAUUGUGUCGUCAGAUAUUCGAGGGGAAGGAAAUUGAUGCCGGAGACGUCGAUCCAAAAUCACCAGAAUACGAAGCGCAACUCAAACUCCUAGUUCAGCAUGGAGUUGAGAAUCCUGAUCUCAAGCAUGUCGUCCAAUCAAGAAGAGAAGUCAUUCAGCAUGCCCAAGCACUAAUGCAUAUCACCGACGCAGCUCUCAACAGUGAUGAGCCUCUCACAGAAAAGCUAAUCUGCGACACUCACCGCAUCCUAUGUCAAGGGAUACCUCUUGGGGGAGGCAGUGACAACGAUGGGAACUAUGCUGGGGUCUAUCGAAAUACCAUGGCUAUGGCAGGAAGUACACUUUUCACCGCACCAGAGAACGUUCCUGCCGCUAUGCAGCGUUUGAUUGCCGAUUUUAACGGCGAUAUUCGAGAUAGAGAAAUUAACAAGAAUCUGGACCCCUUCUAUCUUGCAGCUGACAUCUGUCAAGACUUCGUCACUAUACACCCCUUCAAAGAUGGAAACGGCCGCAUGUGCCGACUUAUUGCCAAUGCCUUCUUGAUCAAGUAUGCAGGCAUAGUUAUCAGCAUCGGAGAGCAUGACGAGGAGAGAAAGCAGUAUUUGGCAAUUGCGGAGAUGGCAGGAGAUGGAGAGACUGAGGAGGAAGCUAGAGAGACAUUGGCGGGAUUUUUUCUUGAGAGGGCUGAAGGCACACUUCGGAAAUUGAAGGAAAUACUUACGUCUUCCAGACACUAG